UUAACCCAUCAUCAUAUCAUCUCAUCAUCCUCGAUUCAUCUUCCUCUUACUGUUUGUGUAAGCAUGGCUUCCACCACACUGCCCUCUAUAGCCCCUUCGCAGCUAUGUUCUAGGAGGAGUGUCGCAUCGUGCCCCUCAUCAUCGUGUUCAAGGAAAGAGAUGAAGAUUGGGAAGGGAAAAGGGAUGCGAGUGGUAUGCAUGGCGACGAGUAUUCCAGCUGACAGAGUACCUGACAUGGGAAAGAGACAGCUCAUGAAUCUUCUCCUCCUUGGUGCUGUUGCACUCCCCUCUACUGGAAUGCUCAUUCCUUAUACCUAUUUCUUCGUCCCUCCUGGUUCAGGAUCUGCUACUGGUGGUACUGUUGCAAAGGAUGCACUUGGAAAUGAUGUGCUUGCAGACCAAUGGCUCAAGGCGCAUGGACCUGGUGACCGUACACUUACACAAGGAUUGAAGGGAGAUCCAACGUACCUUGUGGUGGAGAAAGACAGAACACUGGCAACAUAUGGGAUUAAUGCGGUGUGCACUCACCUUGGUUGUGUGGUGCCGUGGAAUGCAGCGGAGAACAAGUUCAUCUGCCCUUGCCAUGGAUCUCAGUACAAUGACCAAGGAAGAGUUGUCAGAGGACCUGCUCCUUUGUCUCUGGCAUUGGCGCAUUGUGAUGUGGAUGAUGGGAAGGUGGUGUUUGUUCCAUGGGUUGAGACUGAUUUCAGAACCGGUGACGCUCCCUGGUGGGCUUAGACUACUCUUCUUCCAUUCUCACACCUGCUGCCACAUACACAUAUCAUAUGUAAUCUAUAAUUCAAACUCUAUCUCUUCUUCUAUUCAUAUAUAAACAUGUUUUGUAAUCAAUAUGCUAGUAUAUAACAUAAGAAGGAACCUCAUAAUUCUUCUCUUGCA
Arachis stenosperma is the source of this 897-nucleotide messenger RNA. RefSeq names its product cytochrome b6-f complex iron-sulfur subunit, chloroplastic-like. The coding region runs from base 64 to 738 and encodes 224 amino acids. The record is from RefSeq and is a predicted model, not a curated record. The transcript has a single exon. NCBI's taxonomy places the organism in Eukaryota, Viridiplantae, Streptophyta, Magnoliopsida, Fabales, Fabaceae. Gene Ontology annotation, cellular component: plasma membrane. Gene Ontology annotation, molecular function: 2 iron, 2 sulfur cluster binding.